This is a messenger RNA of Microsporum canis CBS 113480, 492 nucleotides long. RefSeq lists its product as uncharacterized. NCBI's taxonomy places the organism in Eukaryota, Fungi, Ascomycota, Eurotiomycetes, Onygenales, Arthrodermataceae. The transcript has a single exon. The record is from RefSeq and is a predicted model, not a curated record. The coding region runs from base 1 to 492 and encodes 163 amino acids.
AUGGAAGGCCACGGAAAGAGAAAGGGAAAUGCUAGGCAAAACCCUGAAUACUCAAAUCCGCAGUAUUCAAACCCUCCUAGGAGUGACUUUACGGAGUCGGGCCAUGGAGAUGCCUACCAGUAUGGAGAGGACUUUACGGAGUCGGGCCAUGGAGGUUCCUAUCAGUACGGAGAGGACUUUACGGAGCCGGGCCAUGGAGGUGCCUAUCCGUAUGGAGAGGACUUUACGGAGCCGGGCCAUGGAGGUGCCUAUCAGUACGGAGGGGGCUUCAGUGCACAGGACGCAUAUCUGCAGUCACCAACACCUGCGCCUAGACCGGAGAGAAGCAACGCAUACCCAUUAUCAAGCUCAUCUCGACCAGGCCAGCAGGCCAGCAUGGAGCUUCCUCUCCGUCCAAGAGACGAGGUUCGGUCCUCAAGGUCUGAGAGUUCCAGAGGGGAAAAGUCUAAGUCCUCGAAGAAUACAACUAAGAAAUCGUCACGCAAGAAAUGA